Messenger RNA from Cynara cardunculus var. scolymus (artichoke), 1989 nucleotides. RefSeq names its product probable zinc metalloprotease EGY1, chloroplastic. The transcript is spliced from 10 exons. NCBI's taxonomy places the organism in Eukaryota, Viridiplantae, Streptophyta, Magnoliopsida, Asterales, Asteraceae. Gene Ontology annotation, biological process: proteolysis. The coding region runs from base 199 to 1914 and encodes 571 amino acids. The record is from RefSeq and is a predicted model, not a curated record.
CGAUUCCAGAAAAAGGGUAUCUGUUACUAGUACCAGUACCCUCUUAAUUCUUCGCUCAAAAUCUUCACUCAGUUCAUAUUUCAUUUUGGCUUAAUGCCCAUGUACUUUGUAGGUUAUGCAGCAUCAUAUUCCAUCAGGGUCUUCAAGUGUUUUAUUUGUUUAAAUUUGUUGUAGAAAUUGAAUCGAAUCGAAUUUGGAAUGGGUACGCUCACUAGCUGUAGUUUCACGAGUACACUGAAUUUAGGGUUCCGUUUAAGACCUAAUCGUAUUGAUUUGGCGGGGCGGUUUCGACUUCACGACAGGAGGAAUGAUGGGUCUAGGAAGAACAGUUAUAUUUUGUGUAGUAGAGAGCUAUUAUCGAAAAAGAGGCGGAGAAUUAUAGGUUUAGAUAGUGAUAAUAAGAGUUUUAUUGGUGGAUUUGAGUGUUCUGCUAGUGGUCGUGAUGAUAAUAAUGACAGUAGUGGCAAUGGAGGAGAGGACAGUGAUGUGUCUAAGGAUUCAAUUUUGGCAACAAUUUCACCGGAAGAGACUACCGCUGGUGGUGAGGCUGAUUCCGAUAAACCGGUGCCUCCGCCUGCUUCUAUUUCAUCCAGGCCUCCAUCAAUAUCUCCGAUUGGAUCAGCAUAUAGCAACUUUCAAGUUGACUCUUUUAAGCUAAUGGAGCUUCUGGGACCAGAAAAAGUUGAUCCUGCUGAUGUAAAGCUCAUUAAGGACCAUCUUUUCGGCUAUUCAACGUUUUGGGUAACAAAGGAGGAGCCGUUUGGAGACUUGGGUGAGGGUAUUCUUUUUCUUGGAAAUCUUAGGGGAAAUAGAGAAGAUGUUUUUGCCAAACUCCAGAGUCAAUUGGCUGAAAUCAUGGGUGAUAAGUAUAACCUAUUCAUGGUAGAGGAACCCAAUUCAGAAGGACCAGACCCACGUGGUGGGCCACGAGUUAGCUUUGGUAUGCUGCGGAAAGAGGUUUCAGAACCCGGGCCAACAACACUUUGGCAAUAUGUUAUUGCUUUCUUAUUGUUUGUUCUUACCAUUGGUUCCUCUGUGGAGCUAGGAAUCGCCUCUCAGAUAAAUCAUCUUCCUCCUGAGGUAGUUAAGUACUUCACAGAUCCUAAUGCCAUUGAACCACCAGAUAUGCAACUGCUUUACCCAUUUGUAGAAGCCGCCUUGCCACUGGCAUAUGGAGUUUUGGGGGUUCAGUUAUUUCAUGAAGUUGGGCAUUUUCUUGCUGCCUUGCCAAAGAAAGUGAAGUUGAGCAUUCCCUUCUUCAUUCCCAAUAUUACUCUUGGAAGCUUUGGAGCAAUCACUCAGUUUAAAUCGAUUCUUCCUGAUAGAAAGACAAAAGUCGACAUUUCUCUAGCAGGCCCAUUUGCAGGGGCUGCACUAUCACUUUCAAUGUUUGCCGUUGGCCUGCUGCUUUCAUCAAAACCAGAUGCUGCAGCCGAUAUGGUGCAGGUUCCUAGCAUGCUUUUCCAGGGAUCUUUACUUCUCGGACUCAUCAGCAGAGCCACACUAGGUUAUGCUGCAAUGCAUGGAGCCACAGUGUCCAUCCAUCCACUUGUAAUUGCUGGCUGGUGUGGUUUGACUACUUCGGCUUUCAAUAUGCUUCCAGUUGGAUGCCUCGAUGGCGGAAGAGUGGUUCAGGGUGCUUUUGGGAAGGAUGCGCUCGUCGGAUUUGGUUUGACAACCUACUCAUUACUCGGGUUUGGAGUGCUCGGUGGACCUUUAUCGCUUCCUUGGGGAUUGUAUGUGCUGAUAUGCCAGAGAACGCCGGAAAAACCUUGCCUGAACGACGUGACGGAGGUUGGGACAUGGAGAAGAACAGCGGUUACGGUGGCGAUAUUCCUAGUUGUUUUGAUACUUUUACCAGUAUGGGACGAGCUAGCCGAAGAGUUGGGUAUUGGUCUUGUAACCAUAUUUUGAACUGUAGAACAAAAAUCAUACAUAUAUUAAUCUACAGUUUCAGAUUUAAUGGAAAGCCAGUAAAGUUCUUGUUAA